Molecule: messenger RNA, 3621 nt
Organism: Cinara cedri
Lineage: Eukaryota; Metazoa; Arthropoda; Insecta; Hemiptera; Aphididae
Source: the annotation of a GenBank genome assembly
CUCACGUUUUGGAAUCCGUCUGUAACUUCAUUGACGUGUAUUACAAUAAUUUACAACCAUAGAACAUGGAACAGACUGACGUGUUCUUUUGGACAUUAUCAUUACGACACUGUUAUCAGUCGCUGAAAUUUAAGAUUUUUUACGAUUUCAAAUGACAAUACAUAAUAUUCUGCAAGUAAUACAUAAAAAACUAAUUAAAUACGCCAAGACGACAACACGCCGGCAUUUUCAUUUGUGUAUAUAAUAACUAUAAAGUAAUGAUCAACGUCGUUAACGAUCUUGAGUAGAAUCAUCUUCCAGAAAAUCGUCAUCUCCAUUGAAAUAUUUGUUAAUUCUGUGUUUAUGUUUAGUGGUAAGGAAUCAUCCAAAUCAGUAUAUAUAUAUUUAAGCAGUUAUUAUUUUAAUACCUAUUUAUGUAUUAUCUAUCUGUCAAUAAGUAUUAUGAAAUAAAAUCUUGUUUUGUUGAUAUUAUGUAUCCUGUUUACUUAUAGAUGGCGGAUUUUACUGACUGGUUUAAGAAUAUCCCUUAUUUCACAAAACGAUGGCUUUCUCUAACAGUGAUGUUUACACUAGCUGCUCGGUUUGGUAUUUUGAAUCCAAUCAAGUUUGUGUUAAUCUAUGAACCGUUUGUAAAAAAAUUUGAAGUAAGCUAUUGUUGAUUUUAUCUAUGUUUUUUAACUGUUGGCGAGUUUUUUUUUUGUAACUUGUAUUAUUUACAAAUAGAUAUGGAGAGCAGUCACAGGUUUAUUCAUGUACCCGUUAUCACCGGGCAAUGGAUUACAUUUCUUAAUCAACUGUUAUUUUCUUUAUAGUUAUUCAUUAAGACUAGAAACAGGUCAGUACCUUUAAAGUUUAAAUGGAAUUUUAGUUGAUUGUUUGUCUACAAAGAAUAAUUAAAAACUAAAGUCAUUCACUGUAAUUGGGGGUAUUAAUUUAAAUUAAAUUAAAAAUAAUAAAAUGAAAAUCUACCAGUCUGAGGAAAUAACUUGAGUUUGGUAUUACAGAGAAGUUUUAAUUUGUAUGUCUUAUUUAAUUAAAAUACUAUUUAAAGAGUCUCGGAUAAUACUGUGUUCGAAAUAUUCAUUAGCUAUAUAACUAAUAACUCUCAACAAAAAAGAAAAAGGUAUUUUCAUAUUGCAAUGUUCUUAAAUUUUACAAAUAAUUUUUUAGUAUAUGAUUUAAAAUUGUAUUUUGAUUAUAUUACUAUUAUAUUAGUAUUCAAUGAAAUUUAUUUAUUAUUUAUUGUUAUACUUCAUGACUGUUUAGUUAAAUAUCAAGUAGGUAACCUUGUUAUUAAAAAUAACAAUCAGGGAACACUGAAUAAUAUUAUACCUGUAACAAUAAUUAAAAAAAAAAAACUACAUUAAAACUACUUAUAUAAACUAUGAAGUAAAUAAGUAUUUCAUUACAAGGUUAUUGUCUAAUUUGUAGAAAUUAAUAUUUGGUGCAAAGUUUUUUAACCUAAGAGCUCUAUUUAAAUUUAUUUUAUUUUAAACAUUUAAUUAUAAUUUGUAUUAUUAUGAGCUCAGCAAAAUAUAUUUAACAUAGUUAGAAUAGAUAUAUUAUUGAAAAUUAAUUUUUAAUAUAAUUAAAUUUGUUUUUUCCAUGUUUUUAUUUAGGUGAUAAAUAAUUUAUUUUAUUAGAAUAAAUAAUUUAAACUAUUCACUAUUUAGUAUUUUGAAGAAAUAUUCUAUUAAAGAUAUUAAUUAUAUACUAUAUUCUAAUAGAAACAUUAGUUUAUCCUUUUAUUAACAACUAUUGCAAUUUGCAUUAUAAUUUUGUUUUGUUUGAGGUUUUAUUAAAAUGAGAAUUUGAGAAUCUUGCAGAAGCCACAGAAAAACUUUUUUUUUUAAUAAUUACUUUAAAAUAUACAAUUUUAUUCUGUAGAUUUGUACAGUGGAAGACCAGCUGAUUAUUUCUUUUUACUUCUGUUCAACUGGAUAUGUUGUGUAGUAAUUGCGCUCUUAGCAGAUAUAAUGGUAAAUUAUGUUUUGUUCAUAUUAUGUAAACAUUCUCAAAUUGAAUAAGUGAAUACAGUUAUUUUUUUUUUUUUUAGAUUCUCAUGGAUCCUAUGGUUUUAAGUAUAUUAUAUGUAUGGUGCCAAUUAAAUAAAGAUGCUAUUGUUAGUUUCUGGUUUGGGACUCGUUUCAAAGCCAUGUAUUUGCCGUGGGUAUUGUUUGGAUUCAACCUAAUCAUUUCCGGAGGGUAAAAUAUAUUUAAAAUUUAGUGAUAAUAAAAAGUAACUAUAAAAUUAUUUGAUUUUAUUUUUUAGUGGACUGCAGGAGUUGGUCGGAAUUAUUGUGGGCCACACAUAUUUUUUCCUAAUGUACAAAUAUCCACAAGAAAUGGGUGGACCACAGCUAAUACAAACCCCUCAGAUAUUGUUAGUUUUUUCUUAAUUUAUUUGUUAUUAUUUUUUGCAUAAGUAACAAAUUUGAAAUGACAUUAUUUUUAACCCAUGUAAACUUGUUUUUAUAGCUACAAAUUUUUCCCUAAUGAAAGGACGGUCCACGGUUUUGGUCAAGCGCCAACUAGAGCUACACCAGCAGCAGCUGCGGCCCCGAAUCAGCCUCAAGGAGGUAACGAAGGAAUAAAUUAUCGACGCCAUAAUUGGGGUAGAGGUUAUGUUCUAGGACAGCAACAAUAAACUAAGUCUGAUUCAACCAUGUUUUGUAUUUUUAACAUUUAUUUUACAUAAUACAUUACAAAAAUUUUAAGUGGAAGAAUAUUUAAUUUUUGUAUUUUUGUUGGAGUAAAUAGAUUAUCUUCACUUAAGUAAAUUUUAACUUUAUUAUUAAUGUUAAACUAUUGAUGUAAGAAAAUAUUUAAAACUAUUUAAUAAAUUGAAUUAAUUUAACUAAAAAUAGUAUGCAAAUUUAGGGUUCUCUAUCAUUUAAAAAAUGCUCAAUAAUAACUUAUCAGUUAUAUUAAUAUGAUAUUUAAACUUGAUUUUCAAAAACUUGUAUUAUUAUCAUAGGCACAAUUUCAGUUUUUGACUUGAAGGGGAUAUGGAUAUUUAAAAGAAAUAGACUUGAUAUAUACACUGGGAUAUAAGUGAAAUUGUAUUGAUUUUGAGUAAAUCAAGUUUAAAGUUAUUUGUAUUCAAUAUAAUUAUUAUAUUAUGUGGUCAUAUUAUCAAUGUUUUUGUGUUUAAAUGAUAAAAACAAGUUUUAAACGCUUGGGAAUAAAGAUAUAUGUGUUUUAACAGCUGAAUAAGUUAUGACUUUUUCAUUUGAAGACUAUUUUAGUGAGAUAUAGUAUUUGUUGCACAUGACGUAUAAUUUUCUUAUAUUUUUUUACCACACAAUAGAAUAUUUUUAAUUCAGCUGUGCUCUUAACUCAGAUUUUUUAAAAAUGUCACUUAUACCUCUUGUGUUCUAGGCACCUUAUUUAUAUUAUUUAUCUGCAGAGCCCCUUCCCUUUAUCUAAUAUUGUAUUAUUCAGUAAUUAUAAUAAAAAUUAUUUAGGUAUCUAUACCGAGCACAUGUUGAGAUUAUCAAUUCUUUUGUUUAUGGAGGUUUCAUAACCUACCUAUGCCCUAUAUUAAUAUAUUCAUUUUUAAAGGAACUAAUUUUAAGUCUUCUAAAACUGACUAUUAAGAUAUUAAUAUUAAUAAUUUUA